Aaosphaeria arxii CBS 175.79 is the source of this 2060-nucleotide messenger RNA. RefSeq names its product peptidyl-prolyl cis-trans isomeras-like protein-like 2. The record is from RefSeq and is a predicted model, not a curated record. Gene Ontology annotation, biological process: protein folding; protein peptidyl-prolyl isomerization; protein polyubiquitination. The transcript has a single exon. Gene Ontology annotation, cellular component: catalytic step 2 spliceosome. Gene Ontology annotation, molecular function: ubiquitin-ubiquitin ligase activity; peptidyl-prolyl cis-trans isomerase activity. Lineage: Eukaryota; Fungi; Ascomycota; Dothideomycetes; Pleosporales. The coding region runs from base 209 to 1885 and encodes 558 amino acids.
CUAGCGAGUAAUUGUGAAUAAAACUUCAUACUUAGUACGAGUUUGCAACAUAGCGACUUCUUUCUUAUGGUCGCGACUCAAUCGGAACAUCCCAGCAGCGCGUCAUAAGCUUGGCACCAGUCCCAACCCUCAACUUUUUUUGAAACCGCACCGCAUCGACAGUACACCAACACAACAUUUCCCCUCCUCCAGACACGCACUCGCAGCCAUGGGGAAAGGAACCGACAAACUCUACAUCACGCACUCGGAGUGGUCCUCGAGCGACGCCUUCGGCACCUCGCGCGGCGCAAACGCAGGCCGGGCGGAAAACUCGGGCGGCUCCUUUCGACGACUCCCCUUCAACUACUGCGCCGUGUCGCUGCAGCCGUUCACCGACCCCGUCUGCACAUCCACGGGCACCAUCUUCGACCUCACGCACAUCCUCACCUGGCUCUCGAAGCACAAGGACACCAACCCGGUCGACGGCUCGCCGUUGAAGCGCGCGGACUUGAUCGCGCUGCACUUCGCGAAGAACGAGGAUGGCGAGUACGUCGACCCGGUCACGUACAAGGUGUUCACGGACAACACGCACAUCGUCGCGCUGGGGAACACGGGCAAUGUGUUCUCGUGGGACACGGUGGAGCGGCUGAACAUCAAGUCGAAGAACUGGAAGGACCUGGUGUCGGACGAGGACUUCAGCAGGAAAGACAUCAUCACGCUGCAAGACCCGCAGAACAUCGAGGCGAGGAACUUCGGGCAGUUCAAGCAUAUCAAGGACGGCGAGACCAUCGUGCCCGGAGAUGAAGGCAGCGUCAACGUAGAAGCGCUGGGCAACGCUGCUAAGAUUCUGAAGGCCAAAGAGGCCGUCGCAAAGGCUCGAGCGGACCGACAACUCAAAGCAGCAGGCGGACAAGUUUCAAAACCGGGCGCGUCUGCUCAGAAGAACGGCGCUGCCUCGAAAGCAGCGCCGCCACCUCCCGCCAAAAUGGCCUACAACGCCGCCGUCUACACCUCCGGCAAAGCAGCCGCAUCCUUCACAUCCACGGGCGUGACGCCGCACACAUCAGGCGAGCGGGCCAUCCUCUCCGACGAAGACUACAUGCUGAAGCCCAAGCGCGUCAAGAACAAGGGGUACGCCCGGAUCUCCACGUCCCUGGGCGACCUGAACAUCGAGCUGCUGCCGGAAUUCGCGCCGCGCGCGGUCUGGAACUUCGUGAAGCUCGCGCAGAAGGGGUACUACAGGAACACCAUCUUCCACCGCAACAUCAAGGGGUUCAUGAUCCAGGGCGGCGACCCCACGGGCACGGGCCGCGGCGGCCAGAGCAUCUGGGGCAAGCCGUUCAACGACGAGUUCGACGGGCCGGAGAAGCACGAUAAGAGGGGCGUGCUGAGCAUGGCGAAUAAGGGGAAGAACACAAAUACUUCGCAGUUCUUCAUCACGUAUCGUCAGGUGCCGCAUCUGGAUCGAAAGCAUACCAUCUUCGCGCGGGUGGUCGGCGGAUUGGACACGACGCUCAAGUCGAUGGAGAUGGCGGAGACGGGCGAGAAGGACAAGCCGGUCGAGGACCUCGAGAUCCUGGACGUCGUCGUGUUUGUCGACCCCUUCGAAGAGUGGGAGAAGGAGCGCAAAGACAAGGCGAACAAAGAGGAAGAAGAAGAGGAGAUCCGCAGACAGGGCGGCAGGGCAGACGAGAGGACCACAUGGACGGGGAAGAGGAUACGCAAAGACGGUACCGUCGACAACGAUUCAUCCGCCGGCCAGGGCGUUGGGAAGUAUCUCCAAGCAGCGAAGCAGCAGCAGCAACAAAACGAAGACGAGAUCGUCGGCGAAUGGGACGAAGCCGACGAACCGCCCGUCAAGAAGAAAGCGCGGACAGGCGGAUUCGGAAACUUCGACAGUUGGUGAUAAAAAGAAGAAAAGAAACGAAGAAAAAGUCACGCUUGGAGUUUAAAACAAACACUCAUAUAUAUACUGUUCAGUACACCGAUUAACCUAGAUACCCAAACCCCACCCACCCUUCCAUCCUUACAGAAUAUAAACUGUUCACCUAGACGUUCUUCCGUCGGGCACGGCCGUACUU